This is a messenger RNA of Trichoderma gamsii, 1386 nucleotides long. RefSeq lists its product as hypothetical. The coding region runs from base 1 to 1386 and encodes 461 amino acids. The record is from RefSeq and is a predicted model, not a curated record. Gene Ontology annotation, molecular function: oxidoreductase activity, acting on paired donors, with incorporation or reduction of molecular oxygen; monooxygenase activity; heme binding. NCBI's taxonomy places the organism in Eukaryota, Fungi, Ascomycota, Sordariomycetes, Hypocreales, Hypocreaceae. The transcript has 5 exons.
AUGCAUGGAAAGGCGACAUCCAUCUGGAUAUAUAUCGCUGCCAUCAAAAAUAUGGUAAGCGAAUAUCUUCGAUACGCCCCAAACAGGCUGCUUAUCAACAACGUAAAUGCGCUCUACGAUGUUUAUGGUCAUGGUUCCAAGGUCAAGAAGUACAAGAACUACAGGGUGCUGGCUCAACAGGCGCCCAAUACUCUUACCCUCAGUAACAAGGUGCAACAUGCUCGCAGGCGCCGCGUUGUUGCUCAGGCGUUUUCUGAGACCAGUCUUCGCAGAUUCGAGCCAAAAGUUCAGUCAGUUUUGGAGAGAUUUUGUCAACAUUUGCGUAGUGCUGCCAAUGAGUCCACCGAAAAAGGCUGGACCAGUCCCAGAGAUAUAUCGAAGGAUUUCAAUUACUUGGCAUUUGAUACCAUGACCACGGUCUCAUUUAGCUCUGAUUUUGACACUAUUCGAAAUCCGGAGAAUCGUUAUCCAAUCGGCGCUCUUGAAGAGUCAAACGUUCGACUAGGAGUGCUCUUACAGGAAUCAAAACUCACCUCGUUCAACUUGGAUCAAUAUCUCUUUCCAGCAUCUAUCGUAGGACGAAAUCAAUUCGUUGGAUUUCUCCGAAAGCUUCUCAAGAAAAGACUCCAAGAUGUUGGUCUUUCGGAUGGAAAAGACAUCUUUGCAUUCUUGAAAGAUUGCAAGGAUCCUGAUACGGGUGCCGAACUUAGCCCUAAGGAACUGAGUACUGAGACUGCAUUGUUUGUGGUAGCUGGAUCUGACACAACAUCGGCAAGCAUGGCUGGGGUAGCGCAUUAUCUGACUGGAUCAUCAAGUACCUACCGCAAGGCAGCUGAAGAAGUUCGUACAACUUUCUCGUCACUGGAUGAAAUUGUUUUCGGGCCCAAGCUCAACUCUUGUGCCUACUUGCGUGCUGUCAUCGAUGAAACUCUUCGAAUGUCACCUCCUGGCGGUGCUGCUCUUUGGCGAGAAGUUGAGACCGGUGGAGCCCUGAUUGAUGGAACCUACGUACCUGAGGGAACAGAUGUUGCUGUCGGUAUCUACAGUAUUCACCACCACGACAGCUAUUACAAAGAGCCUCUCAAAUUUGACCCUGAAAGGUGGUUCCGACCCGUCAACGAGGAUGGAACUGCCCGAGCAGAUACUGCGAGACAGCCAUAUAUGCCUUUCUCUAUCGGAUCUAGAAGCUGCGUUGGGAAACCUCUUGCACUGGCGCAGAUUAUGCUCACUUUUGCCCGGUUGCUCUGGGAGUUUGAUCUCCGAAGAGCGGAUAAUGAACCAGGAUGGGAGGAGAAGGAUAUUACGCCGAUUGAGUAUAAAUUCAGAGAUCAUGUGUCGGCCAGAAAGGACGGCCCGGUUGUGUGCUUUAAGCCGCGAUCAUCUUAA